ACUCCGCACGCAAUCAAAUAAAUACUAGUCCGACUUCUGAACGAAAAACUAGUUACACUCAUUUUACACUGCCUUGAUAACAAAAUGGCUAGACCACAGGUCUCAAUUCACGGUUGUGAGGAUGGAGCUCUGAUCAGCAGACAGCUCGCACUCCCCGCUAUCUUUAAAGCACCUAUCAGACCAGAUGUUGUACACUUUGUUCACUCUAAUAUCGCUAAGAAUCACAGACAGGCAUAUGCCGUAUCUAGAGAAGCCGGUCACCAAACUAGUGCUGAAUCCUGGGGUACAGGUCGUGCUGUAGCUCGUAUUCCUCGUGUCCGAGGAGGUGGUACCCACAGGUCCGGUCAGGGAGCUUACGGUAACAUGUGCAGGAGUGGACGCAUGUUCGCCCCCACCAAGACCUUCAGGAAAUGGCACAGACGUGUAAACAGGAAGAUGAGAAGGUAUGCUAUCUGCUCUGCUGUCGCUGCUUCUGCUCUGCCCUCACUUCUCAUGGCCAGAGGACACAAGGUCGACAAGGUCGCUGAGGUACCCUGUGUUAUUGAAGCUGGAGUAGAAUCCAUCACCAAGACUAAGCAGGCUGUCACUCUGAUGAAGGCCAUCGGAGCUUACGAUGAUGUCGAGAAGGCCAAGGAGUCCAGAAAGGUCAGGACCGGUGUCGGCAAGAUCAGGAACAGGCGUCACACCAUGAGGAAAGGACCUCUCGUGAUCUACAAAGAAGACAACGGAAUCACCAAAGCUUUCAGGAAUCUCCCAGGAGUCACCCUCCUGAACGUGAGCCGAAUGAACCUCCUCCAUCUGGCCCCUGGCGGUCACCUCGGACGGUUCUGUAUCUGGACCGAGCCCGCUUUCAAAGCUCUCGGAGAGAUCUAUCCUUCCAACAUCCUGCCAAGAGACAUGAUGAAGAACGCUGACCUGACCAGGAUUAUCAACUCUGAUGAGAUCCAGAGAGUCGUCCGACCUACCAAGAACCAAAGGAGACCCGCUAUCAAGAAGAAUCCUCUGAAGAACAUCAACGUUAUGAUCAGACUGAAUCCUUACGCCAAGAUUGCCAAACGUGCUGCCACACUCGCUCUGUUAAAGAGGGCCAAAGCAAGGGCUGUUGCAAGCUGAAUAUAAUUUAUAAUGUUUUUAAUUUUAUCCAAAAA
Messenger RNA from Bolinopsis microptera, 1148 nucleotides. Its product is annotated as large ribosomal subunit protein uL4B-like. The transcript is spliced from 7 exons. Gene Ontology annotation, biological process: translation. Bases 85 to 1113 code for a protein of 342 amino acids. Gene Ontology annotation, cellular component: ribosome; cytosolic large ribosomal subunit. Gene Ontology annotation, molecular function: structural constituent of ribosome; RNA binding. The record is from RefSeq and is a predicted model, not a curated record. Lineage: Eukaryota; Metazoa; Ctenophora; Tentaculata; Lobata; Bolinopsidae.